AUGGUCAUCGGGGCCUUCGUCCAGACGUGGAUACUAUUCGGAAUCCUGCAGGAAGCCUUGAGGCGACCGGUAUUUCGGCAUGAGGUCUCCCAGACAAUCACAACCACAAGCCCUGACGGCAAGGAGGACGAACUGAAAGCUGAUGUGGCGUGGGCGAGUCAUUUCGCUCGUUGUCUGCGGGAUGCCGCUGCAAUUCUCAUGGAUUUAGACUUUCUCUUGGAGAAGCUUGGUGUUUAUAUUGUCCCGAUGCCCGUUCACUUGGCUCUGUCGGUACUUGUACAGAGUCUCAAUGACUACAGAGUUACCUUCCGCCGGCAACAGUCUCAGCUUGGUGACAAUUACUUUCAUGCAGAGUGUCGGGCAUUUGAGCUCAAGCUCCUGAGCGAUGGGGGAUGGUGUCCAAACAUGACUCGGCGGACUUUUUCGGGUUUGGGAAUGGGAGGCCUAUGCUACGCUACGCAACUACCCGGUUUUGGUUUGAGUAAAGGCCACAACAAAUGCGACAUGAGUGCCUGCGUUGCUUCGAACAUUAAUCACGACAAAUAUGAAGUCAUCCAUGACCAAAGUUAUUGCAGAUGCCGCGAUAUGAGCUGCGAUCAUCAGCGGUCAGAAUGCCUGUGUCCCUAUGUUGGAGUGCAAUUUGCUGAGACAGUCUCGGCAUUUGAGGGCGGUGGGUUCCCUCUGAUCAAGUUCCACCAUGAUGGGAUCACGACCGUUGGUUACAAGCCGGGAAUAGCCUACGUGGCUAUCAGCCAUGUCUGGUCGGAUGGCAGAGGCAAUUUAAAAGAGAACGCUUUACCGCAGUGUCAACUCCGAGCAAUCCAUCAUUAUGUCACAUCCGUGGCUCCUGAGGAUUCGUUUUUCUGGAUAGAUACUCUUUGCGUUCCUCUUCGGGAACCUCUACGAAAUACGGCAAUUAUGCGCAUGGCACAAGUAUACUACUCUUCGGCGAAUCAUGUCCUGGUGCUUUCGAGGGACCUCUUAUCGCACAAGCUACCAUCUUCCCCUGACGAGGCAAGUUUCCGCAUCUUUUGCAAUCAGUGGGUCGCACGGCUAUGGACUAUGCAAGAGGCAAUUUUGGCCGAUGACCUCGUGUCCCAGUUCGCUGACCAAGCCAUCAACUACAGUACACUGGACAGGCAGAUUAUACAUGCUGAUUUAAGCAUAGGCGAGCAGGCUCGCCAAUUUGGGUCGAUGGCACACCACUGUAUCGAUUUCAUGAAACGGCGGAUCGACUUCGAGGACAAUUUUCCUAUAGUAUGGUUUUGGUACGGCCUCCGCUAUCGAACUACAUCGAGACUAUCGGAUGUCGCUAUAUGUGGCUCAAUAUUGCCUGGGUACGGUCUGGAGACUGUAUUGUCGGCGCUAGACGAAGACAAGAUGCAAGCGUUCUGGUCCUGCCAGAAGACGGUCCCUGCAAGCGUCCUAUGGGCAGGCGGUCCCCGCCUAAGAAUUGAUGGGCUUCGCUGGGCACCCUGCAAUCUACUCAACCCCGAGACCUCAACCCAACCUGCCAACGAGACCGAUCCAAGUGCAGAACCAACUAUUGCCGGACUUCUGGUCCACGGUGUCGAGGCAGUGGUGUUAGAGCAUGUGCCCUUGCCAGAUGAUGAACGAGUGGUCUUUCGCUUCCUGUUGCCCAGCACUCAACGGCGAUAUUUCUGUGUAAAGGUCAAAAAUGCCGAAACUGAAACCUGGUCGGAACUCGAACAACUCUGGAGUGGUCAUUGUGCUAUACUGAUGCCUCGGACCAUCAACCUGAGCUCAUUGGCUGCCUUGACCGUGCCAACCGACAAUAUGGUAGCCGCUGGUGACCGCGCUGAACAGGACACUGAGCCGAUCAGAGUGCGGUACAUUGCCCAAAUUUGGAUGUUGCUCGAGACUGGUACCCCUGACCACGAAACGCUUGAAGCGAAAGACGGUUUCGAUGCUCUCCGAUCGGCAAUCCAGAACAAUUUCAUUCCAGUCUUAGAUAUAGCAGACUCGAAAUCCGCUGUGCCUUCGCAGACGUGGUGCGUAUACUAG
Molecule: messenger RNA, 2025 nt
Organism: Cladophialophora psammophila CBS 110553
Lineage: Eukaryota; Fungi; Ascomycota; Eurotiomycetes; Chaetothyriales; Herpotrichiellaceae
Exons: 2
Coding region: 1-2025 (674 amino acids)
Source: RefSeq, a predicted model, not a curated record